UGACAGUUUUCAAAUUUGAAACACAGAUUGUCAUUAAUAUUGUUUUGUAAAUUAUAUGAGAAUUGAUAAAUAUGAACGACAAAAGUAGGCGACCCUUGCAAAUUCCAUCAUGGCAUAUACCUUACAUGGAAAAACACCGAUUGUAUGAACUCUUUCACGAGUUAGCCAGAGAACUUACCAUACAACAACCAGAAGAUCAUGUGUCAUUCAUCAAACAGAUAUUAUUCAACACAUACCAGAACAGAGACAACACUAGAGUAGUGAUGAUCUGUCCACCGAGAACAAACUGUGAUAAAGUGGCCUUACGCAUUUCAAGUACAACAAGACAAGUAGUUAUCACGAAAGAUACAUUAGAAAAAUUCGCGAAAGCUGCAAAGAGUACCUUGAAACCUUCCCAAGUGGCUAGAGUUAUAUCCAAAUUGGUUCGCAAAGAUGACGCUUACAAAAACGGUUGGAUACUGGUCAAUUGUCUGAAGAAUGAAGCUGAAGCUAAGGCUUUGAUCAAGGCUGGAAUAUUGCCAACUCAUUGCUUAUUUCUAGUGAGUCCAUUCUACCCACCGAUAGAUCAACUAAAAUACUGUGAUGUUCCAGAAGAUUGGCCUGAAGACAGACGUCAGUUGCUUGCUUUGAAGAAUAUCUUCAAAAACAUCCUACAUGAGGUUCACUUAAAGCAAAUGUCACCUGAUGAAGUGGCUAAGACUUGUAUUGAACUAAUGAAAAUACGAGGAGGGAAAAUAUCAAUCACUCCAAGAGUUCUCAUAAUUGGUCCUAGAGGUUCAGGAAGGAAAACACAAGCGAAGCUUCUAGCUAAAACACUAAAUAUCGUCCAUAUAGACUUUGAAUAUUUAUUAUGUCAAGCAUGGGUGUCUGAAUCUGAUAUAAGUGCAAAGUUAAGAGCAUGCAAAGAACGCGUUUGUUUCCAUUCGGAUCUCUUGGUUCAACUUUUGAACAAGAAGAUACUCGAAGUUGAUUGCUUGAAGAAUGGCUGGGUCCUCACGGGCUUUCCGUUCAGCAAGGCUGACUUGAUGUAUUUAGACUGCGUCGAUACUCCCCCCAAUCGAAUUAUUUUCUUGGAGUGCGAUCUCAAAGUGUGCCGAGAAAGGGUUACGUUGAACCGAAUCAAUAUAGACACUGGUUCUGGGGUGAACUUGCUAGAUAAGGAAAGGGUGAAGGGCAAGAAGUUAGAAUUACAUCCUAAGGAUAGGGAGAACAUCGUGAAUUCAGAACAUACAUACUACUGUGAAAAAUAUCCGCAACUCAGAGAUUAUUGUGGGGGUACUGCUUCAGUGGUGAAUGGUGAUCAACAGAGACGUUGGGUGAAUGAGUGUAUGAUCGGUAUUAUUGUGAGGGAGUCACCUCCUUGUCCUCCUCGGAAACCAUUCGAGGAUGAACCUAUGCCAGCGAGACCUCCAAAGCUUGAAGAUAUGUUUGCCUUAUGCAAAUGUGGACCGUACCCACCUCAAAUGAAGGAUAUGUUUAUCACAACUUUAUGAAUACACUUACAAUUGAAAGAUAUACGCCUGUUAUUCUUUAUAUCUUAUUAAUAGAUUUAUUGAUAUUUUCCCUGA
This is a messenger RNA of Harmonia axyridis, 1568 nucleotides long. Its product is annotated as adenylate kinase 8. Gene Ontology annotation, molecular function: nucleoside diphosphate kinase activity; AMP kinase activity; ATP binding. Gene Ontology annotation, cellular component: cytoplasm. The transcript has a single exon. The coding region runs from base 72 to 1493 and encodes 473 amino acids. NCBI's taxonomy places the organism in Eukaryota, Metazoa, Arthropoda, Insecta, Coleoptera, Coccinellidae. Gene Ontology annotation, biological process: nucleoside triphosphate biosynthetic process. The record is from RefSeq and is a predicted model, not a curated record.